GCGAGGGCACCACCGGUCAGAGUCACACAGGGAGAGAGAGCGUUCGAACUUCGAACCACCCCGCAAUGGCGUCGCCGACGGCGACGUGGUCGGUCACCGCGUGCCUUACUUACCGCGGCGGGCUGGAGAUCCGCGCCGCCGCAGAGAACAUUCUCCCCGGCUGGGGCCACGGCGGCGAGCGCCUCUCCUUCCUCCUCCGCCUCCGCCGCCGCCUCCGCCUCGCCGUCACCUCCCAGUGCGGCCGUGCGCCCGCGCCCGCGCCCGCAGAUCCCGACAAGAAGCCGCGCGGCCUCAAGCUCCUCCGCUCCCUGCGGACCGGGCUCCCCUGCAUUUGGCGCCGCAAGAAGCCGCCGCGCGCCGCCGCGGUGGCCAAGCCGGGUUCUCGCUCUCAGGCGAUCCCCUCUCUGCUGAAGGAUCGAGCUUUGAUGCGGCCGGCGACGACGGUGGCGCUGUGCUCCGUCGCCGCGCUCGCCGUCGCCGCGGCUUCCGUCGCGGCGCUUCGCCUCGUGGCCGGGUUCUUGAUACCGAGCGCGAGAUGCGGAUCAUGGAGAUGCUUCUUGGCGAAGAAAUUCGUCAGGUUCUUGGGGCCUCCUCUCUUCGAGUGGAUCUCCAAGAUUAGCCUGAAAUUUGUGGAUCCUCCAGCUCUCGGCGAGUGGCUCGGGCUCCCGAAGCUUGGACUCAAGUGGCUCUUCAACAAGUAGGAAAUGUGUUUACUGAGAUUGUUUAGCACAGAGCAAAUGACAGCGGGUGAGCUAGGUCUAGUUUGAUUUAUGAUUAUGAAUUACAGAUGAUUGCAGAGCUAGGUAUAGUUCUGGCUGAAGAACAACACAAAUAGAAGUAUUCAGGUACAGGGUCUCAUUAGACUCUUCAGUGUGACCUGAAUGUGUGCAUUGUAAUGCUUAUUCAUUGGGAGAGCAAAUAUCCACAAUGUCUUGCGCGA
Messenger RNA from Triticum urartu, 940 nucleotides. RefSeq lists its product as uncharacterized. The record is from RefSeq and is a predicted model, not a curated record. NCBI's taxonomy places the organism in Eukaryota, Viridiplantae, Streptophyta, Magnoliopsida, Poales, Poaceae.